AAGUAUUAUGGUACUUCAUCCUUGAAGAUAUAUUUUUCUUCUUUUUUUCUAUUUAAAUAUUCGAAUUGAGCAAUUAUGGGCUUAUAUAAUUAUCACUAUAUUAAAAAUUCUAUGUUAAUACGUAUUAACCUAAGUUAUCUAAAGGUAUUAUUUAUACCAUAAUUACAAUGGUAUUAUUUAUACCAUAAAUACAAUAAGAUUAUUUAAGUUAGUCAAAAUAAGAGGAACUUUAUUUUCUUUAUAUAAUCAAUUUAUAUUAAAAAUACUUAUUCAUAAACUUAUUUAAAAUUAUUAUGAUACUUCAUCCAUGAAGCUAUUUUCUUGCAAACGAUUUUGCUGUUAAUGUUCCAUUUAAAUCAUCGAAUUGAACAAAAUAUGGGCUUAGAUUAUAAUAAAAGAAGUGUGGAAUAAGUUUACUUUUUAAUCUCAUCCCCGACAUACACAACCGGCGACAUGCUUGAGUGAUGGUCCGAGCCACUGGGUCACCACCUUUCGCCCCGAUGGAGAAAUCAACUACCGAUCUCCCCACUUACGACAGAACUCUUCAAAGAUUCAACGGAUGGCUGUUCUGGCGUUUCGAUCUACCCCGAGUGCAAGACGAAGAAUUUUCAGCUGCUCAGCACUCCCAUGCUGUCAUGAAUGGCCUCACGAGGAACUCGGAAGGGACGCCCCAUCGUUGCUAUGGCAACGCAGAUGCGGGCGGCUCUUUUCCGGCAUGCGCGGGCGUCGGCAACUCCACCCCACCGCACAAUGAACUCCUCCGAACAUGCUUCUCAAAAAUCGAUUCUUCAGAAAAGGCGUACGAGCUUCUUAAUGAAGACGCCCGGUUCCACUAUGGUGCUAACUAUGGCGAGAAAACGCUUCUGGAGUAUGACAACUCCGUAAACAUGGGCAAUCUCAGUAGUCAACCCGGUGACAAGAAAGGCAAGGGUGCAUCCAAAGAUGCCAAGUUUCGCUUCGGCAAGGGAGAAAACAAACAAAAGGGUGGCGGUAAAAAGCAGUCUACCGACCAGAGGAAGCAUGCUGCUGCUGUUGCCGAAAAAUCGCCAAGUCCUGGCAGCUCUAUGUCCAGUUCUGUUUACGUGGACACACACAGUCACUUACCCACACCGAGUGAAGCAGGUGAAGAUGACUCUAUCAUAGAAGGUGACUCUCAGAUCUUAGACGAUGGCACAGUCACCUUGCAAGAUGCGUCUCCUGGCAGCCUCAGCGAUAUCACAGUCUUCUGUGAGGACAACGAAAGCGUCAACAAGCAGGAAGCGGGCGUGAUUCGCAGCAGGCCGCCCUCCACGUCGCAGUCAUUGCCAGGAACACCAGCCGAAUCUGAUCCGAACUUUGCGACGAUGGGAUAUGACGGCCGAUAUCGGUCGCAUGCCGAAGCUGAGUCGUCGUCUUACAGCAGUGGCGGAAGAGACCUGAGCACCAGCUCGUCCUCCAGCAGCAUGGACAUUCACGAGUUGAACGGGAACUUGAACAUAUACAGACAGCAACACCAAAGAGGUUCGCUGGACUCUGGUUUGCCACCCUUUACGUUGACACAACACAGGAAAGUGGUUUUGCCUCCGCAUAAGUAUGCUGCCCCACCGCCUUCGUCCACUCCGUCACUGCAGAACGGCAAAUCGGCUAUCUCUGGUUCGGAGGAAUGUCUGAGACCAGCGAAUCUGUAUGGAUCUGGAAUGGAACAGCAGCAACACACCCCCUCCCCGUCGAGAAGACAUUCAUCGUAUGGGGAUGUGCCGCCGCUGGAUGGUAAUGUCCUCCGAAAGGUAGCAUCACUCACUCUGGACAAGGCUACCAUAGACUCUAAAGUAAACAGACCCAAGUUUGUGCCUGAAAAAUUGGACUUCAGCCUCUAUGAGAAGUUUGAAGGUCAAAUGCUUAUUCACUGGCUAUGUUCAGCUUUCCCUGAUGAUCAUUAUCUCCGUUUUCUACUCUCCAAGCAAGAUCUCAAGAUCCUUGCGGCUCAAUUUUGCACCAAUCUGCUUGCUGCUGGUGUUCUUAGGCAAAUUGAAGAUGAGAAUGCCCCCUUAGCCAAUCUCUUUCGGCCUGACCUGAUGUAUUAUUGGACUCAUUCAGAAUCUCAGCCUUCGAGUGUUCCUCCUCCUGGAAAAUUAUCUCCUACGGUUUGGCCUACGCCCACAAUACCUGAAGUACCUGAACACAGACAGUAUUCUGAAACUGAAUUACAGAAUAUUAUCUUAAAUAUGAAGAAAGAACAUAGAGAUACCAUUGACAAAAUCCAAAAGGAGCGGGAAAUAGCUCUUUUUAACCUCCGUGGAGAACAAGCUUCCAAGAUGAACGAAUACGAGAAAAAAGUCACUCGAUUGGAACGAGAAGUUGAGAAGUAUCAAACACUCGCCGCAAUCGAAGAAUUGACAAGAAAGGCCAAACGAGAUCUGGAUACGAGUCCUCUUUCACCUUCGCUAGAUUUGAAAUCAUUCCUUACAUCAGCUGUUCCCAUACCCGAAUCGCUCGUUCCGCGAUCACGUUACUGCCAAACUGAGCCAUUCUAUUUAUCUUCUGUGACAGUUCAGACUGAUUCUUCUAUGAUGGUCGAUGCUGGUUCAUCUCCCAUCAAAGAACUUUUGUCUGGAUUAAAUCAAAAAUCUGCCAAGCCCUUGGUUCAGACAGUUUCCCCACUUCCUCAGCAAACAAAUGCUGAGGAAGCUUCAGAACUGGUUUCUGUUAUUCCUGAAAAUGUUCCUGCUGACAAGUCUGAAGAAUUAAGUGUUUCCUCAUCACCUAGUUCAUCUGAAGUCACUAAUUGCCAAGUUACACAAACCUCAUCAGUUCCUGUAAGUAGUUCAACACUGUCACCAUCAUGUCCUAUAACAAGUAUCCCUUCUCCUCCACCACCACCACCCUUACCAGAUACCUCAAGUCUAAUGCCAAUUUCACCUGUACCACCUCAUCAUCUACCUCCUUUAAGCAAAACCAUUCCACCACCACCUCCCCCUCCACCACCUGCCCCAUCAAUUGGAAGUAAUAUACCACCACCUCCUCCUUUACCACCAAUUGGUGGGAUUCCACCUCCUCCGCCUCCUCCACCACUCCCAAUGGGUGGCAUACCUCCUCCUCCGCCGCCGCCGCCGCCACCAAUGGGUGAUAUACCUCCUCCACCACCGCCACCUCCCAUGGGUGGUAUACCUCCUCCACCACCACUACCAUCUAUGGGUGGCAUUCCACCUCCACCACCUUUACCAACACUUGGAAUGCCACCUCCUCCACCACCACCUCCUGGAGCAGCGACAAGUGGUGUUCCCGUUUCACCAUCUCCUUUACCUCCACCACCUGUUGGUGGUUGGUAUGGUGCUUACCAGCAAGCUCGUAAACCUGCAAUAAGUCCUAAAGUGCCCAUGAAGCCUCUCUAUUGGACUAGAAUUCAAGUGCAAGAACCAGUUGAAACAAUUCCAGAGAGUAAAACUAGUUUGUGGCAAAAGCUAGAAGAAGUUAGCACAACUGAUUUGGAUGAAUUUGUGGAACUUUUCUCCCGCCAAACACCUGAAAGAAAACAGCCUUCAAAAAUUAAAACUAAAAAGGACAAGUCCAAAGAAGUUGCGAAGCUUCUAGAUCAGAAAAGAUCACAAAAUGUUGGCAUUUUAAUAUCAAGUCUUCGCAUCGAAAUAGCUGAUGUUGAAAAUGCUGUCUAUAACUUUGAUACUUCAACUUUAGAUUUAGAUGCGCUUCAAGCUAUUUAUGAAAUUCGGCCAACAUCUGAAGAACUGCAGCUAAUCAAAAAUCAUCUGGAUUUGAAAAAUGACAUCCCAUUGGAUAAACCUGAACAGUUUUUAUAUGAUUUAUCUAAAAUACCUGAAUAUGCAGAGAGAGUCUCCUGUAUUAUGUUCCAAGCUGCCUUUUCUGAAACAAUAUCUUCAAUUGAAAACAGACUCAACAACCUGAAAAUGACAUGUGAAUUUUUGAUGACAGAUGCGGACAUACAAAAAGUGUUUGGAAUAAUUCUCACUUUAGGAAAUUACAUGAAUGGAGGUAAUCGGAACAGAGGGCAGGCAGAUGGUUUUGGCCUGGAAAUAUUACCCAAAUUGAAAGAUGUGAAAAGCAAAGAUAGUUCACUGACCUUAUUGCAUUAUAUAGUGAGAAAUUAUGUAAAGCUGUAUGAAGAAGAUUCAUCUUUAGACAAAGCUAAAUUGCCAGUUCCUGAACCUGGUGAUGCAGAAAGAGCGAGCUUAGUAAACUUUGAUGAUAUUGCUAAAGACCUCAACAAACUUCUAAGUCAAAUAAAAAGUUGUGAGGCCAAAGUUCAGAAAGUAUUAAAUUCAUCAGAUGAAGAACAUCAACAACCUUUUAAAGAAAAAAUGGAUGAAUUUCUCACAAAAGCUUAUGCUGAACAUAAAGAACAGGAAGAAAAUCUUGAAGAAUGUAAAAAUAAAUUCAAUGAGACAAUGCUUUUCUUCAGCUGGAAAGCGAAAUCUGGCAACCCUUCCGAAUGGCCUCAAGAAUUCUUCAGUUACUGGAAAUCUUUUUGUAAUGACUUCAAAGACAUUUGGAAAAAAGAAAUGCACAGAAAAGCCAAAGCAGAACUUGAAGCAGCAAGAAAGAAGCUUCAAGAAAAGCAAGAAGAAAGGAGAUCAACAGUUGUGAAAGUGAAAGAUAAACCUUUAGGAUUGAAAGCAAAGUUAGCAAAGAAGGGGAUGCUCUUAAAAGACUUAACCACCGAUACGUAGCAGCUUUUAAAAUCUUGUAGAUAUUCCUAUCAUUCAAGUGCCUAUCUCUUAAAUUAUAUCUAUCUAUUUUGCUGAAAACUGAUGGUUUAAAACUGAAAUACUCCUUUGUGGGCCAUCGAGCUUCGAAAUGUUACCUUAUAAGAUACAUAGUUGUUAAGGUAAAUUUUUGUAAUUAAUUUGAUGCAUUUAAUUGCUUAUUAUAGACUUGAUUAAAAUUCAAAUGCUACUGUAUUAAACAACGCUUUACAAGAGUAAAAUGAUUUUGAAAAAAAAAAAUUUCUUUUAUUUUAUUAAUUAAAAACUUUUUGUUUAUGUAACCGUUACGUUGAAAGACACAAAGCUUCAAGCAGACAAUUUAUAAUUUAGAUAAUUUUUCUUAAGCAAACAAUAUUAUUCAUAUCAUUUCAUCAAUUUUCUUAAUAAAAUACUUUUGCUUUAAUAUUUUGUGUUUGUCGAUAUUGAGUAUUGUGCUCAAAAGGUACUUCAUUUUUGCAUUUUCCAGUAUUUGAUAAUCCAAUAAAUAAUGAUCUCCUGAAUAAUUAAAGUUUUAAAAAUAUGUUAUUUUAAAAUUUCAAACCUAGAGAGCUGUUUUGUAUUGAAAUGUAAACAUUUUCCCUUAUAUUACAUCAUUUAUUUGUUGAUUUUGUCAUUUUGUGAUAUAAGUUCUUAAACAUUCCAUGGUAAUAAAAGCUAUUUUUCUGGCUGA
Molecule: messenger RNA, 5388 nt
Organism: Parasteatoda tepidariorum (common house spider)
Lineage: Eukaryota; Metazoa; Arthropoda; Arachnida; Araneae; Theridiidae
Biological process (GO): cortical actin cytoskeleton organization
Cellular component (GO): cytoplasm; cytoskeleton
Molecular function (GO): actin filament binding
Source: RefSeq, a predicted model, not a curated record